UGUGAUUACUCUCAAAUUUCGUAUUUACUUUCGUUACCAUGGGAAAGAACAUUGCCAAAUCAUAAAUCACUCGCUUCCUAAUAUUGUAUACUCCAAACAAAGUAAUGCUUCUUAGCAUUAGUUAGUAAGAAUUUGUCUUAUUGGGUAACAAAUUAAUCGUAGAUUGUCAUGCAUAUCCGAGGGGAUAAAUGAGCCACUUUACGACCCAAAAAUUAGAGAAUUAUUAGAAUCAUUGAAUUGUUAGGACCGUCAAAUAAAUUUCAUUAAAACGCAAAUCUUAUUAAAGUACUCAAUCUAUUAUUUGAAUUAGUUUUGGAAUUGUUUGAAGUUGUAACGCGAGCAGAGUGCUUAGCACUCCACGAGCUGCAACCGCGCUAAAUUCCCCUACUUUUGGAAAGGUCACGCAACGAUAAUAAGAUCAAAUGUGAAUAUAUCCUAAAUACCAAAAUAAUUUUUAUAUUGUUUAAUACUCGAAUCUAUGAACAAAAUAAUUUAUUUACAAAUUAUUUUUGAAACAUUGAUGUUUUAUAAUUCAUAAUUUUUAUUAUUUACAUGAAACUUAAUGUUAAACAAUAAAUAAAUAUGUAUACUUUAUUAUUAAUAAACGUAUACGUAUAUAUAUACAUGUGUUAUAAAAAUAAGAUUUUAAAAUGUAUUAAUUCCUGUUCAUGCAACCAUUUUAUUGGUCUGUUUUGUAAUCUCUUAGCCAGUCAAAAAUAUGUUUCCUAGUAAACAUAAUACAAAAUAUAACGAAUUGUAUAUAAACAAUGUUGUUAUCAUCACAAUCAAGCUUUAACCUCAUACCCUAUGAUAAAGUGAUAUUAUUUAAUUCAAAUCGUGAUAGGAAAAUACGAUAGGAUUACUUUUACAAUGAGUUUAUAUGCUGAUAUUCAAAAAGUAACACAAAUACCUCAGACAGAUGAAAAUGUCGUAUUUGUACGUCGAAAAGAAUCUAAUACAGUUAAACGAAAUCCAAAAUUAAAGAAGUUCAAACCUCCACAGAAUGCAAAUUUGUAUGAUUACGAUUGUAACGAUGGCCCACAUGAUGUGCUUCAAGAGCGUAGCAUACAUGAAAAUGAAAUUGCAUCCUCCAUUAUAGAAGCUAAUUGUGGUGUUAACUAUUCAAAUGAAAAACUUGAGGAACAUUGGAAACUUAGACAAAUGAAAGCUAGUUUAAAAUCCAAAGAUUGUACUUUUAAGGAGAAUUUAAAGUCUGAUACUUGUGAUUAUAAAAAUUCAACUACAGAAACUUGUAAUGGAAUUUCCAUGUUAGAAACUAGCACUAAAGAUAAAAACAAUAUUGAAAAUGUAGAAAGUACUUUAAAAAAAUGUGGUCUUAAUAAAAAUGCAGUGAUAAAAGGGCUUUUAAAAAGUCAUACAAUAUCAAUAAACGAUUUACAUAUACCAAACGAUUGUACAAAUAUAAGACAAAACAACAUUCAGAAUGAAAAUGUUCCUUCAUCAAGUAGUUUAAGUCAAGAAAACUGUAUGAAAUUAAUUCCAUUCCCAGAAGAUCCAGAGGUAUUAGUUCAAUCUUUACAAGUUCAUGGUCAUAUAGAUGAAAAUAAAUAUAAAAAUAUUGACUUUUCUGUAGCACACAUAGGUAAAAAAAAAGCAAUUACAGCACGACAAUUUUUUAUUAAUAUGAGUGAUAGUGAAUUUGAUUUUGUAAAGCCACAUAAAAUGGACAAAAAAUAAUUUAAAUAAGUAAAAACUAAUAUCUGUUACUUUUAAAAAAUAUCUUUUAACGAAAAUAAAUAGUUUAAUUUUUUAUUAUAUAUAAAUUUUAUGUUCCGAAUAUUAAAAAAAAUUAAGUUACGUUAUAUUUAUUGGAAUUUUUUUAAUUUGAUAGUAUCAUUAUAAUAAUACAGCUUUCAAACAAUGGAUUAUUUUACUUUUUCAUAUCUUAAAAUGAAGAUUUUUGUUAAGAGAUGUAGAUAAAAAAUCGUAUCUUUGUUCUAAAUGAUAUAGUUUUUAUAUAUAUCUUCGCAAUAGGUAUAUUGACUUCAUAUUUUUUCUACUUCUAAAAAUGUAUUUAAACACUGUAGAACUCGGUUUAUAUGUAUGAACCUUUCAAGGGACAAGUUGAUUCAUAUAACCGUCGUUCAUAUACGGAGUAAAUUAAUGAGGAGCACUAUAUAAAAUAACUUGUUCUCUGUUGGUUUUAUCGAGAAACGUCUUAAGUGAAUUAUGUUGCAUUUCAAUGAACUUAUUUCUUUCCUAAUAUUUUAUAUUUUUUGACAUGUCAAGAUGAUCUCGAAUUUUUUAAAUGAUAGCGUAUAUUUUCUACAACAUUAAUCGAUCCUGCUGGACAUUCUCUACAAAAAAAUAUUAAC
Bombus huntii is the source of this 2336-nucleotide messenger RNA. RefSeq lists its product as uncharacterized. The coding region runs from base 871 to 1698 and encodes 275 amino acids. The record is from RefSeq and is a predicted model, not a curated record. The transcript has 5 exons. NCBI's taxonomy places the organism in Eukaryota, Metazoa, Arthropoda, Insecta, Hymenoptera, Apidae.